Messenger RNA from Drosophila hydei, 1608 nucleotides. RefSeq names its product protein rolling stone-like. The transcript has 4 exons. The record is from RefSeq and is a predicted model, not a curated record. Bases 192 to 1016 code for a protein of 274 amino acids. Gene Ontology annotation, cellular component: membrane. Lineage: Eukaryota; Metazoa; Arthropoda; Insecta; Diptera; Drosophilidae.
CUGAGUGUUACUCGAACUGGUAUUUGGCUUCAACGAUUUGCGGAAAUAAUGACAAAUUAUCAGGCCUAUUGGCGCGACUCUGGCCCUGGCUGCGACAGUUGACGUUCUACCAACGUGCCAGCCAACUGUUUUGGUCAGCUUUAGGAGCGUUUGUUCAGCUACGCAGACAUCGAGUCCAUCCAGCCGGCGUCAUGCGUGACUCCAACCAAAAAUCUUGCUGCUGCCAGUCACUGGUAGAUGAAUUUCAGUGCGCCAAGUUUUCACUGUACCACGAUCAGCCCGCCGACUUUUGUCGCUCACAAUGGCAACGCAGCGAUCGCUCUUUCAUCUGGCUGAUCUAUCGUUGGCUCUUGGCCGCCUUCUUUGCGACCGGUGUUAUUUGCAGUCUGAUCGAUCAAUUCAAUGAGGGCACAUGGUUCAUCUAUCUGACCGAUUGGGGUUUCUCCUUAUGCUUCUAUGCCUGUACCUAUGGCGCCAUUGUGGCCACCAUAUACUUCAUUAAGCCCAGCUAUUUUGAGGCUGGAAGCUGGGCUCUUAGGAUAUACUGGUGCUCGCAUUUUAUGACCACAGUUUUGGCCCUGAUAAUAACAUUGGUUUUCUGGACAGCGCUCUAUCCCAGUAUGUCUGACGGUCCCAUUGGUCUAUACAAUCUUUGGGCGCAUGCGUUCAAUUCCAUUUGCAUGCUCUUCGAUUGCUUUGUUUUGGCUUUUCCCACGCGACUGAUGCACUCUGUCUAUCCGCUGGCAGCGGGCCUCGUCUAUGGCCUGUUCUCCCUGGUUUACUUCUGGGCAGGAGGAACGGAUUACUUUGGUAAUCGUUUUAUCUAUUUCAUUCUGGACUGGGAGAAGCCGGGCUUGGCCAUUGGCAGCGUUUGUGGCUGUCUUGUUUUAGGCAUCAUAUUAUGCGUCGUGGUCUUUUGGAUCUAUAGACUAAGACUGUGGAUAUGUGAGCGUUGCUGCAAAACGGCACCGAUCGAAAUACGGGAAGCAGGCACAGCUCGCGCUCAAGUUGCUUAAAUAAUUAAAAAUGCUAUUUAUGCUAGUCACAUGUAAUUAUAUCUACGAUAUUGCGAAACUGAACAUUACUUUAUUUAUCCCUUGGUAAAGUAUUUUUCUCUUAGCUAACAGCGAAAUUGACUUAUAAUUAUAUAUUUUAUGCGCUUUAGUAUUUGAAUAUGAGUAAGUUCAACGAUGCAGGCUUAUCAUUUUGACUUUUGAUUUUGAAUUGUUAAAAUAUAGUAUAAACGUUUUUUCCAUUUUUGAAUGAAAAUAUCUGCCUUCGACUGGUUCAUAUUUAGUUUCUUAUUAUUGCUUCUCAAAGUUUGCAUACAUCUACAUUGUAUAUAUAUAUUUCAAGGAACUAUUUAUGAACACCAUAUAACACGAAGCUCUAUUUCUGAUAAACUACUAUACAUAAACUUUAUCAGAAUAUAUUCGAUAAAUUAAUGGAAAAAUACUUGUCAAUUGAAGCAAUUCAAAAUCCGGCACUUUACCGAGGUCCCAUAUUAACUGUUUUACGAAAGAAUUUUGAAUAUUUGUUAUUUUCCCAUUUGAGUCAUGGAAAUAUACAAAUGCUUAUCGGCCGUACUUAUUUAUGAUAGAACUAACU